AUGCCUGAGCUUACACCUACCAACCCCAAACCAUUUCUACGCCAACUAGUCGAUAAAUACAUUGUGGUUACUCUAAAGUUCAACAAUACAAAGUAUAAAGGUAAGAUGGUCUCCACAGACAACUACUUCAACAUCCAGCUGACCGAAGCUGAAGAAUUUGUAGGCGAUGUUUCCAAGGGCGUCGUCGGCGACAUUUUCAUCCGCUGCAAUAAUGUGCUAUGGAUAGGAGAAGAUCUUUCGAAAGCAGAACCGCCGACAGAAUAA
This is a messenger RNA of Eremothecium cymbalariae DBVPG#7215, 264 nucleotides long. It is a transcript of the gene SMX3, whose product is annotated as mRNA splicing protein SMX3. The record is from RefSeq and is a predicted model, not a curated record. Gene Ontology annotation, biological process: mRNA splicing, via spliceosome; spliceosomal snRNP assembly. The coding region runs from base 1 to 264 and encodes 87 amino acids. Gene Ontology annotation, cellular component: catalytic step 2 spliceosome; U1 snRNP. Gene Ontology annotation, molecular function: RNA binding. The transcript is spliced from 2 exons. NCBI's taxonomy places the organism in Eukaryota, Fungi, Ascomycota, Saccharomycetes, Saccharomycetales, Saccharomycetaceae.